Hordeum vulgare subsp. vulgare (domesticated barley) is the source of this 602-nucleotide messenger RNA. Its product is annotated as 40S ribosomal protein S27. The record is from RefSeq and is a predicted model, not a curated record. NCBI's taxonomy places the organism in Eukaryota, Viridiplantae, Streptophyta, Magnoliopsida, Poales, Poaceae. Gene Ontology annotation, cellular component: ribosome; cytosolic small ribosomal subunit. Gene Ontology annotation, biological process: ribosomal small subunit assembly; translation. Gene Ontology annotation, molecular function: RNA binding; structural constituent of ribosome. The transcript has 3 exons. The coding region runs from base 126 to 386 and encodes 86 amino acids.
UAAAUAAUGCCUCAACCCUAACCUUCUCCACUUUCUCUGCCCCCUCGCCGCCGCCGCCGCCGCCUAGGAUUGUCGCUGCCGGACACCAGAGAGCGCGGUUCCCGAGCAAGCCCUAGCCUCCCACGAUGGUGCUGCAGAACGACAUCGACCUGCUGAACCCGCCGGCGGAGCUCGAGAAGCUCAAGCACAAGAAGAAGCGCCUCGUCCAGUCCCCCAACUCCUUCUUCAUGGACGUCAAGUGCCAGGGCUGCUUCAACAUCACUACUGUGUUCAGCCAUUCCCAGACUGUUGUGGUGUGCCCAGGCUGCCAGACGGUGCUCUGCCAGCCAACGGGUGGCAAGGCCAGGCUAACCGAGGGUUGCUCCUUCCGUCGCAAGGGCGACUAAACCUGAGGCCAACUGGAAAAGCAAGCCGUUAUUGAACUGAGGUUUUUUCAAGGGUGUUGGUCUGAAAAUUUUGCAAUGUCGGCAAAGUGAACCCAUCUUUGGUAAUUUGAUAUCUAGCUGAAGCAAUAUUAUGACACUGUACUAUGUUCAGUUUGGGUUGUGAGAUCAGACUAGUAGUACCUGGCAAUAUAUGUGGUUGUCUUUGAUGAGUUUUUA